This is a messenger RNA of Penicillium argentinense, 1572 nucleotides long. RefSeq names its product rhomboid family membrane protein. Lineage: Eukaryota; Fungi; Ascomycota; Eurotiomycetes; Eurotiales; Aspergillaceae. Bases 1 to 1572 code for a protein of 523 amino acids. The transcript has 3 exons. Gene Ontology annotation, biological process: proteolysis. Gene Ontology annotation, cellular component: membrane. Gene Ontology annotation, molecular function: serine-type endopeptidase activity. The record is from RefSeq and is a predicted model, not a curated record.
AUGGCCGCCAACGACUACUAUCACGCCAACAUCCCCAGUCCUCCAAGCUACGAGCAAGCAGCACCAGGGAGGACAACUCCAGCUGCUAGUACGACCGGUGCGCCUGGUGUCGCCCCGGGCCUGGGCUACGCCAGUAGCAGUCCCUCUCAUCGCGACGACCCUUCGGCCCCUUAUCACAAUCGCGAGAGCCAACAAUCAUUCCUUUCAGAUGGAGGAUACCAUGCGGCGGGACGGGUACCAGAUGGCGAUCACUACGCAGAGAAUAUUCCGUUGAAGGCGCAAACGCAAUUUGGCAACAAUCCAGAAUGGAUGCAGCAGCAAACUCAAUACCCCCCAUACCCGGCCUCGCCAGGCGCAAUCGAAAAUCGCGGUCGCGGCAAUCCCCGUCAAAGGAAGCGCGGGUUCUUUAAAAAGAAGCCCGCCUUCGUAACAUGGACAUUGACGGUGGCUAUGAUUAUCGCUUUUAUCAUUGAAUUGGUGAAGACUGGCCAAAUGACCGGAUCGCCAAUCACGAAACCAUCGAAUAACCCGUUCUUGGGGCCUUCCGCCUAUAUGCAGAUUUACAUGGGCGCUCGAUUCACUCCGUGCAUGAAGAACACUCCUGGGAUUCAGGACGCCGGCGAAAGUGUCUAUUUCACCUGCCCCAAUGCGACUACGAGCCAACUCACCGAAACUAAAUGUACCCUUUCCGAACUAUGCGGCUUUGGCGGAGUACCGAACCCUGGCAAAGACACCACCUUGAACAGCAACCCGGCCCCAAACCAAUGGUUCCGCUUCAUCCUUCCCAUUUUCUUGCACGGUGGAUUCAUUCACAUUGCUAUCAACCUUUUCGCUCAAAUGUUUAUCUGCACUGAUAUGGAGCGGUUGAUUGGACCUUGGCGAUUCGCCCUGGCCUACUUCGCUAGUGGUAUUUUCGGUUAUGUUCUCGGAGGCAACUACGCUUCGCAGACGGAACCCAGUGUUGGCUGCUCGGGUGCCUUGUUCGGAAUUAUGGCCCUGUUCCUGCUGGAUCUGCUAUACGACUGGCCCAACCGUGAAUCCCGAUGGGUUGAAUUGAUCGUUAUGAUUAUCGGUAUCGCCGUUUCGUUUGUCCUGGGCUUGCUCCCGGACUUGGACAACUUUUCCCAUAUUGGCGGAUUUGUCAUGGGCCUGGCGAUUGGUCUCUGCAUUAUGCGGUCUCCUAACACAUUGCGCGAGCGAAUCGGACUUGCCCGCCAACCGUACGUUGCUAUGAGCGGCGGUGCGGCCAACCCUGAAGCCAAUACCCGCAGAACGACCUCCUUCAAGGACUUCUUCCAUGGUCGCGGAGGUAUGGUCUCUUCGUCGGAUGAUAUGGACGCAUCCAAGAGCCCUCUGAACUUUUUCAAAGGUCGUAAGCCCCUUUGGUGGGCCUGGUGGCUGAUCAGAGCUGGUGCUCUGGUCGCCGUGUUGAUCGGCUUCAUCAUGCUGAUUGUCGACUUUUAUCGUUACCACUCUUCUAACUGCUCUUGGUGCUACCGCCUGAGUUGUCUGCCCGUCAAUGGCUGGUGUGACCAGGCCACCACCACUACGACAACGCAGAAAGCCAAUUAG